GGUCUGCCCAUGUUGGUCGGCUGGCUCCCCUGCAGAAAAGACCGACUUCAUUAGAGCUCAACGUAGAAAUGCUCACAGAGGAGGCUAUUGGGGGGAGGGGAAUCUCCCAGAUCUCUGGCUGUAAAUCUGAAAGCCGAAUCAUGGAUCCCCAAAGAGGAAGCCAAGGCUGAGCCACUAUGAAGAGGCUGCUUGGUGGGGGAGUGGGAACCCUCUGACUGACUUGUUUUGCAAGACCGGAAAAGGAGGGUGCAUAGUGUAAUCCCCCUGAACUCUUCCGAAAAGCCCUGGAGUUUCUGGUCACGGGCUCAGGAAGGAUUCCAGCAGCUGCUUUCUAAGCCUCUGUCCUCAGUGGCUUUUGGACUCUGACCAGCCUGACCAGCAGGACCGCAUCUCUGCCAGCCCCAAGUCUGAAGUCCAAGGAGGUCUUACUGUCCCCCAAAGGCCAGGAAGCAAGGUGCUGGUUUGAGAGUGGCCUGUCUUAGCCCCAGGGAGAAAGUCCACAGCUCCUGUCCUGGGAUGAAGAGCUCCCGGCAAAUCCUCCUUGUGGCUUCCCUCCUCUUCCUCUUCUGCUGUCCCAUCUGGUCCUCUUCGGCUCCCAGGAACCCAACCGGCCCACUCCUCUCGGAUGGACAUGUGUGUAUAGGAUGUGUGCUGAUAGUGUCCAUAGUGGAACAGCUGGCACAAGUCCACAACUCUACCACACGGGAGGAGAUGGAGCGACUGUGCAGCUACCUCCCUGAAAAGCUAUUCCUGAAAAGUAUCUGCUAUCUCACAGCAGAAAUAUUUGGACCAGACAUCAUUAAACUGCUCAGCUUGAAGAUGAAUGCGGAUGUGGUCUGCCAUGCCCUCCACUUUUGUAAACAGAAGGCCGGGCAGCCUGUCUGCCACCUCUACAAGCCUCCCCAGGAGGGCCUGAACAGAGCACUGAGCAGGGCCAGAAAGACUGUCCGGCACUCACCAGCCUUGACUAGCCCUGGCGGCAUGAAGGGGAUCUGUUCAAUCCCUGCUUUGGCCAAGAUCUGUCAGAAAAUUGAAUACGUUCUCAGCACGACCCUGCCCUUUGAAGACACAGAUGGGGACAAGUUCAGCAUUUUCCCUACUUUGAGAGGCUUUUACUGGAGAGGACGAGACUGCAAUGACAGAAACAGGAACAUCUACCCAGGCCGACGCCCAGAAAACUGGGAUGCACAACAGGAUUCCAACUGUAAUGGCAUUUGGGGCAUAGAUCCGAAGGACGGCAUCCCGUAUGAGAAAAAAUUCUGUGAAGGUUCAGAAGCCAAGGGUCUCAUUGUGCUGGGGGACUCCGCCGCGGCCCAUUUCCACAUACCCCCGGAGUGGCUGACAGCAGAGCACAUGUCUGUGAAAACUUUCUCCAAUCUGCCAAUGGCUUUGAGCAAUGAGCUCGACUUGCCCCAGCUCUCUGGCACAACAGGAUUUUGGAAUUCUACCAGCAGAUUCCUGGACCACUCUAUUUAUCUCCGCCUACGUCAGAGAAACCGCUGCAAUCACCGGGACUACCAGAAUAUUUCCAAAAAUGGUGCUUCUUCCAAAAACCUUCUGAAGUUCAUGGGAAGCUUGUCCAGGAACCGGCUUUUGGAUCACCCCGCCAUUGUUAUCUACACCAUGCUUGGGAAUGACGUGUGCAAUGGGAAUAUUGACACUGUAUCAAAGAUGACCACUCCACAGGACAUGCAGGCUCAUGUCAUGGAAACGCUGACAUUUCUGAAUUUGCACCUCCCUCCGGGCAGCUACGUGGUCCUCUAUGGACUGGCAGAUGGACGCUUUCUCUGGGACCAGUUGCAUGACCGAUACCAUCCACUGGGCCAGCUGAAUAGAGACAUCACUUAUGAGCAGCUCUACGCCUUCCUCAGCUGCGUCCAGGUGAACCCCUGCCAAGGCUGGAUGUCCUCCAAUGAAACUCUCCGGACCCUCACCUCUGAAAGAGCCAAGCAACUUUCCAACGUUCUGGAAAUGAUCGCAGCCAGUGAGAAAUUUGCCAACAUCAGUCUCCUCUACCUGGAUUAUCCUUUCAAGGAAAUGUCUGAGGAGUGGCAGAGGAGAGGUGGAGAGACAUGGCAGCUGAUUGAGCUGGCCGACGGCUUCCACCCCAGCGAGGUAGCUUCCCAGCUAGCUGCACAGUUCUUCUGGGAGAAAGUCCUCAAGCAAUGGCCCCAAGUCCUUGGAAAGGAGAAUCCAUUCAACGAUCAGAUUGAGCAUCGGUUCGGAGAUCAAGGAGGUCACUGAGUGCCCGGGGCUCCUCAGGCAGCCCUUCCUCUACUUCAGGAAGCUAGAACCAGGAUAGUGCAAAUCCUCCCUUGGCCCCUGCCCUCCAUCAAAAUGAAUAUAUACCAAGAUAGCUAAGCCCAGCAUGCCCCGAGCCAUACAGUAGCAUCUUCCUCACACCGUUGGGACUCUGGGCCCUCAGCUUUCAUCUGUGCUGUCAUACGUUUCUCCGUCAGGAUGUAAGCUCUUUCAGGGCAACAACCUUUUCCUAUCUGUCUUUGUCCCUUGCCUAGACCAGUGCCUUACUUAUAAGGCAGCUAGGUGGUGCAGUGGAUAGAGACUGAAAUCAGGAAGACCUGAGUUCCAAUGUGAUCGCAGAUCAGACGCUAGCUGGGUUGGCCCUGGGCAUGUCACUUAACUUCUGUUUGCCUCAGUUUCUUCAACUGUAGAACAGGAUAAUAACAGCACCUCACAGGGUUGUUGUGAGGAUCAAAUGAGAAGACUGUGUGAAGCACUUAGUAGGGUACCUGAUACAUGGCAGGUGCUAAGUACUUACUUCUUGCCCCUUACUCCUAGUAAGUACUUAAUACAUCCUUGUCAAAUGUAACUAAAUUGAAAUGAGGCAGUAUUUUUUCUCUUAUCAGAGUGUAUUUUCUCAUAAAAAUCAAGAAAUAAAAAGACCUCUGUGUGAUCUCA
Messenger RNA from Phascolarctos cinereus (koala), 2919 nucleotides. The record is from RefSeq and is a predicted model, not a curated record. Lineage: Eukaryota; Metazoa; Chordata; Mammalia; Diprotodontia; Phascolarctidae.